AAUAAUUCGAAUACAAUAAUUCCCACCAUUUACUCGGACUGUUAGUGAGAGGGAUUUUUUUAGGGCGUUGAUGUGGUCUUAUGCAUUUCUUAGGUGUAAAAACAUUCAAUUCGUUAUCUACUUAUUCGCCAUCACAACGAUAUUAUAACCUUCAACUAUCGGAAAAACCCGGUUCUUCUUAUUUCGACGGCCUAUUUGCAACUCCAAUUAACGAAUAUUGCCGCAUUCUUAAUUAACAGUUCCAGCGGUGGUACGAUCACGAAUGAAUAACGCGUAAUUGCAUAGUUUUUCGGAAAUUUAACACAGGGUGCAUCGACGGCUAGAGUCGUUAUUUGAGGUUAUGAUGCCGCGUUCGGAGGGGAGGUGGAGCUUGUCAAACAAAAACUGUACCUAGAUUCCGCUCCGCCGGUUGCUGUCAGGAAAUUCAAGUCAGAAUUCGAAUGUAACUGUACAAAUGGCAGCGAUCGAUAAGGUCAAAAUAAUCGUUGUCGGAGAUUCUGGUGUUGGAAAAACCUCACUGACUCAUUUAAUAUGCCAUCAACAACCGAUAGGGAAUCCGUCGUGGACAGUAGGAUGUUCGGUUGAAGUAAAGCUGCAUGAGUACAAAGAAGGCACUCCGAAUCAAAGAAGAUACUUUAUAGAGUUGUGGGACAUCGGCGGUAGUCAGAAUCACCAAAAUACUAGAUCUGUAUUUUACAAUCCGACAAAUGGUAUUAUCUUGGUUCACGAUCUGACUAAUAGAAAGUCGCAGCAGAAUCUCCAGAAGUGGCUUCAGGAAGUUCUAAACAAGGACGGUAACCAUUCCAAGUCUAAAUCUUUCGACGACUUUGAUCCCGAACAGUUCGUCGGUUCAACACAAAUACCAAUUUUGGUAAUCGCAACAAAGUUUGAUCUGGCCGCAGAAGUGAGGUCAAGUGUUCAUCGACGUUCAUCUACAAUUGCUGAGGAAUGUGGAGCGGACGAAAUAUUCUUGAUUUCUUUGAUCAUUGUCAGGAUUGUCAUCAAGUCAGAUCCUUGGCUGCAGGCUCGAGUUCUUCGGUGAAGCUGAGCCGAUUUUUCGACAAAGUUAUCGAAAGACGGUAUUACUCAGCGAGAGAAGGAAUCAGCCCAGACAAGCGAAGACUACCAGUAUACUCUUCGCAGUAUAGUCCAAAAUUUUAUCACAAUGACUGAACGAAGACCCUCCACAUCAUAUUUAUUGUAAUAUAUUUCACUUUACUCUCCCUUGUACCCUAUUUUACGGAACUACACAAAAAAAAAAUAUAUAUAUAUAUAUUUCUGAAUAAAGAAUCAAUACAUUCAGAAGCUCACUUGA
Neodiprion fabricii is the source of this 1315-nucleotide messenger RNA. Its product is annotated as rab-like protein 3. The record is from RefSeq and is a predicted model, not a curated record. Bases 455 to 1042 code for a protein of 195 amino acids. Gene Ontology annotation, biological process: intracellular protein transport. The transcript has 5 exons. Gene Ontology annotation, cellular component: endomembrane system. Gene Ontology annotation, molecular function: GTP binding; GTPase activity. NCBI's taxonomy places the organism in Eukaryota, Metazoa, Arthropoda, Insecta, Hymenoptera, Diprionidae.